AUGGCACUGACGUCCUGGUUCAGGUGGAAUGAGCCCAAUUUAAGACUUUCCCAGAGGAAUCCGGCAGACAUGGUGGUGGAGACCUUAAUGAUGGAGCUGAGCUGGCAGAUGAAACAGGCCGAGAAGCAACAGCGAGAGAAGGAGAACGAAUAUAGGAAGAUUAAGACUGGGGUGGACUACAGCUGGCUGGUCAGUUACCCCAAGCACAACUACGACAUCAGCCCGGUGGAGAGGCUACAGCUGGAGGACUCAUGUAGCACAAUCCAUCCGUCGUACUGCGGCCCAGUCAUCCUCCGAUUUCGACAGAUGGUUGCAGAGUAUGAACCAGAGGUGCAGGAGGUUCCACGUCUCUUCCGGGCGGUUCUUCAAGAAGCUUCUGAGAAGAUAAAAGAAGAAGAGGAUGCAAAGAAACUUGCAAGGCAGUGGAACACAAAGAGGGCUAUGAGCUUGUCCCUCACCACCUUCAAGUCCCGGGCCAGGAUCUACCCAUUCAUGAGUGACAUUAAGACCAUCUCUGAGGAUGUGGAGCGGGAAGUGGAGCCCACUCGCAGGGUCUGGAGCAUGCCAGAGUUCAGAACCACCAAAGAUGACCAAGUCCAGCCGCAGAGUGGAUGACAAUAGGAAGACCAUUGAGGACAAUUUGGCCUUUGUUUUUUGUGUUUUUUUGCACUUAUUGGAAAAAAGAAGUCUGACAUUUUUAGAAACUGCGUAGGCAUAGAUUUUGUUCAAAGUUGAACUCUGAGAAAUAACAUUUCUAGUAAAUGCUGACCAAAGCUGUA
This is a messenger RNA of Bufo gargarizans (Asiatic toad), 779 nucleotides long. RefSeq names its product RD3 regulator of GUCY2D (gene RD3). Bases 1 to 615 code for a protein of 204 amino acids. The record is from RefSeq and is a predicted model, not a curated record. NCBI's taxonomy places the organism in Eukaryota, Metazoa, Chordata, Amphibia, Anura, Bufonidae. The transcript has 2 exons.